AAGAUGUCGUCUUUGGCAAUGAAAGCCAGUUGUCGGGACAAAAGAGGGAGUUUCUUUAAGCUCAUUGACACAAUUGCCUCAGAAAUCGGAGAACUGAAACAGGAGAUGGUACAGACAGAUCUCACAGUGGAAGAUGAAUCUGCUGAUUUGCGAAGGCUAGUAAAGGACAUGGGUAAUGCCUGUCCUGAGAAAAAGGAUGUCAAAAGCUGCCCCCGGGACUCUGGAUAUGACAGCCUAUCCAACAAGCUAAGCAUACUGGACAAGCUCCUCCAUACUCACCCUGUGUGGCUGCAGCUGGGUCUGAAUGAUGCUGAAGCCAUGGAAAUUCUGCAGGCCCAGCCUCCUGGGAUAUUUCUGGUUAGGAAAUCUGCAAGACUGCAGAAGAAAGUAAUCUCUCUUCGCCUGCCCAGUGACUGUGGGUCUUGCCUAAAAGAAUUUGCAAUAAAAGAAAGCACAUACACAUUUUCCUUGGAGGGGUCUGGAAUAAGUUUUGCUGAUUUAUUCAGGCUCAUUGCUUUCUACUGCAUUAGCAGGGAUGUCCUUCCAUUCACCCUGAAAUUGCCUCAUGCUAUUGCUGCAGCAAAGACAGAAGUUGAACUUGAAGAGAUUGCUCAGCUUGGACUGAACUUCUGGAGCUCCCCAGCCAACAGCAGCCCCCUGGAUCCUUCACCUCCUCGCAGGCCUCUGCCUUCAGAUGGUGCUUGUAGAGACUCACGCCAGCUCUGCCUUAUAAAUGGAGUGCAUUCUAUACGGACCAGAACGCCCUCGGAGCUGGAGUGCAGCCAGACCAACGGAGCGCUGUGCUUCAUUAAUCCCCUCUUCUUGAAAGUGCACAGCCAGGAUGUCAGUGGAAGUCUGAAAAGGCAGAGCCCGAGAACUCCAGACGUGAAUGGCACAGCGAGGCCUCGCUCCCCGCCGCCCCGGCCACCACCUCCUUCUAUUAAUAGCAUCCUCACGAGUCCACAGCUUUCCAGGACUAUAAAGCAGACAAGCAUGCCAGAAACAGUCAACCACAAGAAAGAGAGAGGCUUGGAUUUGCUGCAGAGUAAACCAACCCCUAUUCCGCCUCCUCGGCUGAAGAAGCAGGCUGCUUGCUCGGACGUGGAAGGUGGAAGCUCAAAGACUGCAGGGAUCACUCGACCUGGCUGCAGCUCAGUGCCUGUGCCUGAAGCUGCUGGCAUUCCAGGUGAAACCCUGCCUGAGCCUGCUCCAGCAGCUGCCAAAAAGACGGUAGCUGCCAGCUCUGAGUCACACAUACCGUGGAAUGGAGGCAGGCAGAGGCUGAGCGACAUGAGCAUUUCCACCUCCUCAUCUGACUCGCUGGACUUCGACCGGAGCAUGCCGCUGUUCGGCUAUGAGGGGGACACCAACAGCAGCCUGGAGGAUUUUGAGGGGGAAAGUGACCAAGAGAGCAUGGCACCCCCUUUGAAGCCCAAGAAGAAAAGAAACAGUUCAUUUGUUCUCCCCAAGAUUGUGAAAUCUCAGCUACGGAAAGUCAGUGGGGUUUUCAGUUCCUUCAUGACUCCUGAAAAGAGGAUGAUUAAGAAAAUUGCAGAGAUGUCCCGGGACAAACGCACUUAUUUUGGAUGCCUAGUGCAGGACUAUGUCAGCUUUCUGCAGGAAAACAAGGAGUGCCAUGUUUCAAGCACUGAUAUGCUGCAAACCAUCCGGCAGUUCAUGACCCAAGUCAAGAACUAUUUGUCCCAAAGCUCUGAACUUGAUCCCCCAAUCGAAUCACUGAUUCCUGAGGACCAAAUAGAUGUUGUCCUGGAGAAGGCCAUGCACAAGUGCAUUCUGAAGCCAUUGAAGGGCCACAUUGAAGCAAUGUUGAAAGAGUUUCACACUGCAGAUGGUUCUUGGAAACAGCUAAAGGAAAACCUGCAGUUGGUGCGGCAGAGGAAUCCUCAGGAACUGGGUGUGUUUGUUCCAACACCAGACUUUGUGGACGUUGAAAAGAUUAAAGUCAAGUUCAUGACCAUGCAGAAAAUGUAUUCACCUGAAAAGAAAGUCAUGCUGCUGCUGAGAGUUUGCAAACUGAUUUACACUGUUAUGGAGAAUAACUCAGGGAGGCUGUAUGGAGCUGAUGACUUCUUGCCUGUGCUGACAUAUGUCUUAGCCCAGUGUGAUAUGCUGGAGCUGGAUACUGAAAUUGAAUACAUGAUGGAAUUGCUGGAUCCAUCUUUGUUGCAUGGAGAAGGAGGCUAUUACCUGACAAGUGCUUAUGGAGCCCUUUCACUGAUCAAGAACUUCCAGGAGGAGCAAGCUGCCCGACUGCUGAGCUCAGAAGCCAGAGAUACUCUCCGGCAGUGGCACAAGAGGAGGACAACUAACAGGACGAUACCUUCAGUUGAUGAUUUUCAGAACUACCUUCGUGUUGCAUUCCAGGAAGUUAACAGUGGAUGUACAGGGAAGACCUUGCUAGUAAGACCAUAUAUCACUACUGAAGAUGUAUGUCAGCUUUGUGCUGAAAAGUUUAAAGUGGACAAUCCAGAAGAAUACAGCCUGUUCCUGUUUGUGGAUGACACCUGGCAGCAACUGACAGAAGAUACCUACCCUCAGAAGAUUAAGGCAGAGUUGCACAGCCGCCCACAGCCCCAGGUGUUCCACUUUGUCUACAAGCGCAUUAACAGUGAUCCCUAUGGUGCCAUUUUUCAAAACAACGAGUCGUCUUAAAACCAGCAGCUCAUCCUUUAAUUUCUGUUCCUUCUGAACUGUUUAAAACAUCUCUGUUGGCUGCCCUCCUUAGGAGCUAAACCAGGUCUUAAACCACAAGUGCCUACAAAACACAUGCAGACACCUGCAGCGUUGCUCACA
Chaetura pelagica (chimney swift) is the source of this 2814-nucleotide messenger RNA. It is a transcript of the gene RIN2, whose product is annotated as Ras and Rab interactor 2. Gene Ontology annotation, biological process: vesicle-mediated transport; signal transduction. Gene Ontology annotation, cellular component: endocytic vesicle; cytosol. The transcript is spliced from 11 exons. NCBI's taxonomy places the organism in Eukaryota, Metazoa, Chordata, Aves, Apodiformes, Apodidae. The record is from RefSeq and is a predicted model, not a curated record. Gene Ontology annotation, molecular function: small GTPase binding; guanyl-nucleotide exchange factor activity. Bases 4 to 2673 code for a protein of 889 amino acids.